AUGGAUGUGAGGCAGGUUAUGGGAGCGGUUCUUACAUUUUCCAUGUUUAUGAUGCUUGGUAAUAUGAUCAAAAGAGACCAUUUUGAAGGUGAUGUUUUGCUUGACAUCCCAGCGACUGCGAAGGCUGAACAAGACUUCAAAAAACCGAUUUCGAAUGCUGAUCAAGACUACAUGAAGACUAUGAGGCACAGUCUUUUUGAACUUUCUAAAGGACUACGGAAAAGUGAUGCUCAACCCUUGAAGCUUUGUUGGAACAAUACAUCACUACCGAAAGGAAAUGAGAACUCAAAAGGUUUUGUUACGUUUUCAUUAACUGAUGGCCCAGAAUAUCACAUUUCUCAGAUCGCCAAUGCGGUGCUAGUUGCUAAACAUCUUGAUGCAACUCUGGUGCUACCAGAGAUUGUUGGCAGCAAAGGUGAAAAAAGAGGUUUCGAAGAAAUUUAUGAUAUGGAGAAAUUCUUAACGGUCAUGAACGGUGUGAUUCGAGUACAAAGGCAUAAAACUCCGGGAACAUCAACGAAAAAGCUCGUUAGUGUAAAAGUUCCCUACAACGCUAACCGGAACUACAUUAUGACCAAUAUUAAACCUCUAUUUCAAAAAACACAAAACGUGCGGGUCGUAACGUAUUUUCCUUCGUCAACCAUGGGACAAGGCAAAGUCGACAAGGAUAUGGACCCUCAUUCAUGUUGGGCAACUUUCGAGGCACUCCGUUUAAAGCCUGAACUGCAAGCAAUGGUCGACUCACUUGCUGAGAGGCUAAGAAACCAUGGACAAAAUGGGCAAUUUGCUGCUAUAGACUAUAAGGGUGCGCUGUUGGGAAAAGGUAUUUGUCAAAGUAAUGCAAAUAAAGAGAGAAAAAAUUGCUAUAACCCUGUCGAAAUUGCACAAUUUCUUCAAAGAAUUGGCUACCCACUAAAUGCGACAAUUUACAUGACUCAAUCAAAAGCGGACCGUAGCAUUGGUGCAGUGAAAGAUUUAUACCACAACACACUCACAAAGGAAGACAUAACGAAUGAAGACGAGAAGGGGAAGCUUCUCAACUCGGAACUGGAACAAGAUAUCAUCGACUUCCAUUUAUGUUCAAUUAGUGACAUUUUCAUGCCUGCAAAAUCUGGUCUCUUUUAUGCUAACGUUGUUGGAAAUAGAAUAGCAACCGGCAAGAUAGACAUUCUUGUCCCAGCUCAAAUAACAUCAGACUUGGCACAAAAUCAUGUCUCCUCAUACAUAUCAAAAAGAAGUCACCCAGCAUAUGCUUGUUUCUGUUAAUAAACAAAACCUCAAGUUGUAUCUAGUGCUU
This is a messenger RNA of Erigeron canadensis, 1297 nucleotides long. RefSeq names its product protein MANNAN SYNTHESIS-RELATED 1-like. The record is from RefSeq and is a predicted model, not a curated record. The coding region runs from base 1 to 1266 and encodes 421 amino acids. Lineage: Eukaryota; Viridiplantae; Streptophyta; Magnoliopsida; Asterales; Asteraceae. The transcript is spliced from 6 exons.